CUCUGCGGAGAGGAUGCAGCGUCCCGAGCCGGGCCCCGCGCAGGCCGGCGACGGCGGCGGCGGCGGCCCCGCGGAGGCGCCGGGGGACCCGGAGCCGGACGGGCCGCGCUGCGACCGCGAGAGGGCGCGCUGCUUGCGGGAGGCGGCGUCGGCGGCCCUGCCCGUGGGGAAGAAGGAAGUGGAGAACAUGAUCCAGAAGAACCAGUGUCUCUUCACCAACACCCAGUGUAAGGUCUGCUGCGCCUUGCUCAUCUCUGAGUCCCAGAAGCUGGCCCACUACCAGAGCAAGAAACAUGCGAACAAAGUGAAACGCUACCUCAUCAUCCACGGAUUGGAGACCUUAAAGGGGGAUGCGAAGAAGCUGGAUUCCGACCAGGGCCCCGGAGGCAGAGACCAGAGCCAGUGCUGCCCGCUGUGCAGUGCCACCUUCUCCUCACCUGCUGUGGCCCGCUCACACUACCUGGGGAAGACCCACGCCAAGAACUUGAAGCUGAAGCAACCGCCCGCCAAGGGGGAAGCUCUGUCAAAACGUCUGGCCGUCCCUUCCCUCGGGGCCUCCCACUCCCAAGAGGCCCCAGCCCCCGACCAGUUCUGCAGCGUCUGCCAUGCGGCCUUCAAUGACCCGGCCAUGGCGCAGCAGCAUUACCAGGGCAAGAAACACCGGAAGCAGGAGACCAAGCUCAGGCUCAUGGCCCACUAUGGGCGGCUGGCCGGGCCCAUUUCCACCGGCUCCUUGGCCGGGAAGGGUUAUCCCUGCAAGACCUGCAAGAUUGUGCUCAACUCCAUCGAGCAGUACCAGGCUCACAUCAGCGGCUUCAAACACAAGAACCAGUCCCCCAAGACCGCGACUGUGCCCCCAAGCCAGAGCCCCACGCAGGAGCAACCCCUGGAGAAAGACUUGGCCACUUUGGAAGACCAGAGGCUCGGCCCGGCCCCGCAGGUGGGCGGCGAAGAGAGCCAGGUUGCUGAGACAGGGGGCCACCUCAGUGCCCCUGCUCCCUUUCAGCCUGGAGCGCCAGGCUGGGCCGAGGCCUCCGACAGAUCUUGCACCCCCACCCCCUGGUCUCUGCGGGGCAAGGGUGCUGGCAAGGGGAGCAGGGGUGCUGGUGUGACCCAGGACCUGGCGGGGCCACCCAGGAGCACACCCUGGAGCCCACAGGCCGCGUCCGCCCCGUCCAGCCAGGACCCUGUCGCGGCCCCUGCAGAGCUGAGCCCGCCCAGUGCCCUAGGAAUCACCGGCCAAGCCUGGGGUGCCCACGCCGAGCCGGGGGCAUCCACGCCGAGCCCGGGCAGGACAGGACAAGUGGCAGCGGCCGCCAAGUGAUCUCGUGGAGCUCCUAGCACCACCCCCAUCCCACCCCGCACCCCUCACUCCAAAAAAAAAAAAAAAUAGCUUU
Messenger RNA from Sorex fumeus (smoky shrew), 1397 nucleotides. It is a transcript of the gene ZNF346, whose product is annotated as zinc finger protein 346. The coding region runs from base 14 to 1324 and encodes 436 amino acids. Gene Ontology annotation, molecular function: zinc ion binding; double-stranded RNA binding. The record is from RefSeq and is a predicted model, not a curated record. The transcript is spliced from 7 exons. NCBI's taxonomy places the organism in Eukaryota, Metazoa, Chordata, Mammalia, Eulipotyphla, Soricidae.